UACGUCACGAGGUCCAUCAUGCGGAAGAGUCCCAUGGCUGUGAUUAUCAUCAAGACAACAAACAACUGCAAUAAAUCGCCAAAUAACCUUUAGAGUUUCAUUGAAUCCGGGACAGACUUGGCAUUUAUUUUCCCGAGAAGAAACGGAGCGUGAUUCGCUGCAAACAUGUCUUCAGAAGAGUUUGAGAAGUUACACGAAAUGUACAGAUCUCUGUACGAGGAGCUGAAGCUGAUGCCGGAGAAAGCCCUGAGGAGUCACGGAGAAGACAGGAAGAGGCUGGUGAGGAGCUUUGAUGAGAGGCAGGGGGAGGCUGAAGAAGUGUUGCAAGGAAUGGAAGAAGAGCUGCGUGUGGCUCCGUCAUCUUUCAGAAAUGCCAUGUCGACUAAGCUACGUCUCUACCGCCGGGACCUCGGCAAGCUGCAGAGGGACAUGAAGACCUCAGAACUCGGGUUCGGCUCAUCUUACCAACCAGGGAGUCAACAAGGCAUCUAUUCAUCCCAAAACCAACAAAGUACUCACCAACAGUCUCAAAGAGCUCUGCUGCUCCAGGGCUCCGAGUCCCUGAACAACGCCAGCCAGAGCAUCGAGCGGAGUCAGCGCCUGGCGGCCGAGACGGAGCAGAUCGGCACGGAUAUCAUCGAAGAGCUGGGCGAACAGAGGGAGCAGCUGGACCGCAGCAGAAACAGAUUGGUGAAUACCGGAGAGAAUCUCAGUCGAAGCAGGAAAAUUCUUCGUGCCAUGUCGAGGCGGUUGGUGACAAACAAGCUGCUCUUAGGUGUGAUCAUCUUGAUGGAGCUGGCCAUUCUGGGAGCCGUGGUUUACCUCAAGUUCUUCCGAUGAUGAGGAAAUGACAGCCACCUUCAAACUGUCCAAACAGCGGAUCUCUCUGCAUCUCCACUGACUGUCCAGUAGCAAUAACACUGACCUGCUGUUAUCCUGCCGGCGCAGCGCUGCAUUUAAAUCCGUCUGAACAGAUGAGGGUGAUUUAUGAACCGGUAAUGGACCAAACAUUAGGAAAACUCUGAACUGAUUUUCUGCACUUUCUGAUUUUGAUCAACCGACGCUCUGCAGGCUGCUGAUCUGGACUUGGAGCUGCAGGAUCACAAACAUCAACCCUCGUUAGUUUUCUGAGACACCUGCCGCCUCUUUUCUCACUUCACUUGUCACAGUAUUUGUGGAAAAAUGCUCAGAUUUGUUAGAAAUAAGUGUAACAAUCCAAGCAGAAAAUGAAGAAUUGCAGCAGUUGAGUGUGUUUUUGCAGUGUUGUCAUGCUCAGUGCUGCAGUGAUCGCAGAACGAGGCCAAAUCCUUUGCGGAGAUGUGAAUGUGCACAAUGUGUUAAAAAAAAAAAAAAAAAAAGUCUUAUUGCUUCGUAUUUUUAACAGCUAAUGUCUAAUCACUGUAUAGUACUGUAAAGAAGUGUUACUUAGGAUCAGAAUUCCUUAUUGGGAAGUCAUUAAAGUUAAUCUUUAACCCCA
Salarias fasciatus (jewelled blenny) is the source of this 1477-nucleotide messenger RNA. RefSeq names its product vesicle transport through interaction with t-SNAREs 1B (gene vti1b). The record is from RefSeq and is a predicted model, not a curated record. Gene Ontology annotation, cellular component: endoplasmic reticulum membrane; Golgi apparatus; late endosome membrane. The coding region runs from base 166 to 840 and encodes 224 amino acids. Gene Ontology annotation, molecular function: SNARE binding; SNAP receptor activity. NCBI's taxonomy places the organism in Eukaryota, Metazoa, Chordata, Actinopteri, Blenniiformes, Blenniidae. The transcript is spliced from 6 exons. Gene Ontology annotation, biological process: vesicle fusion with Golgi apparatus; macroautophagy; Golgi to vacuole transport.